CUGCCUUAAAAAUAACAAAAAAUUUUUAAUAAUGACAUCAGCUUCAAGUACUAGUGCUCGAAACUUAUUCAUUGACUCUAAGAUAAGACUAGCUGAUAGAGUACAAGUGAAUAUUAAUAAUAUUGCAUCUUUAACGAGACAAAUUCAAAGAGGUUCAAAAAGUAAUGAAAUUUUGAUGAAAUCUGCAAAAAAAUUUUCUCAACAAGAACAAAUUCUUGAAAGUGUAGAAAUGAACAUGAAAAAAUUAACUUUAAUUGUAACACAUUUAGAAUUACAAUUAAAUAUAAUCAAUCAAAGUGUACUUAAAUUGAAAGAAGUUACUGAACAACUACGUACAAUGCAACAAUAAAUAUUGUGAGUUAUGUGUAAGAUAUAAAAAUUGAAA
Messenger RNA from Ceratosolen solmsi marchali, 385 nucleotides. It is a transcript of the gene BORCS7, whose product is annotated as BLOC-1 related complex subunit 7. NCBI's taxonomy places the organism in Eukaryota, Metazoa, Arthropoda, Insecta, Hymenoptera, Agaonidae. The record is from RefSeq and is a predicted model, not a curated record. Gene Ontology annotation, cellular component: BORC complex. Bases 32 to 349 code for a protein of 105 amino acids. The transcript is spliced from 2 exons.